This is a messenger RNA of Brassica rapa (field mustard), 2301 nucleotides long. RefSeq names its product adenylate isopentenyltransferase 3, chloroplastic. The record is from RefSeq and is a predicted model, not a curated record. Gene Ontology annotation, molecular function: tRNA dimethylallyltransferase activity. Lineage: Eukaryota; Viridiplantae; Streptophyta; Magnoliopsida; Brassicales; Brassicaceae. Gene Ontology annotation, biological process: tRNA modification; cytokinin biosynthetic process. Gene Ontology annotation, cellular component: mitochondrion.
AUAUUAUAAAACACCUGAAGUUCCAAGUUCAUAUUGCAAAGUUUUUUUUUAAAUAUAUAUCAUCAUGAUCAUGAGGAUAUCUAUGGCUAUGUGCAAACAGCCAUUGGCUCCUUCGACGGCGUUAAACUUCCCCCCGGCAAACUUUGGUCCCAAUAUGCUAACUCUAAGCCCAUCCGGACCAAAGGAUAAAGUCGUGGUCAUCAUGGGUGCUACCGGAACAGGCAAGUCACGUCUCUCCGUUGAUAUAGCCACUCGUUUUCCAGCAGAGAUCAUAAACUCCGACAAGAUUCAAGUUCACCAAGGCCUUGACAUUGUCACCAACAAGAUCACGACCGAGGAGAGUUGCGGGGUACCGCACCAUCUCCUAGGUGUCUUACCUCCUGAAGCUGACUUAACCGCUGUAAACUUCCGUCACAUGGCGAAUCUCUCUGUUGAAAGCAUCCUCAGUCGUGGAAAGCUUCCAAUCAUCGUUGGAGGUUCGAACUCAUAUGUUGAGGCUUUAGUGGACGACGAAGACUACAAGUUCAGGUCGAGAUAUGACUGUUGUUUUCUAUGGGUUGACGUGGCACUUCCCGUUUUGCAUGGAUCUGUGAAUGAGAGAGUUGAUAAGAUGGUGGCAAAUGGAAUGGUCGAAGAAGUUAGAGAUUUUUUUGACUAUUCAGAUUCUAAUUACUCGAGAGGGAUCAAGAAAGCAAUCGGAGUUCCAGAGUUCGACAUGUUUUUCAGGAAUGAGCCGUUCUUAAACACGGGAGACAGAGAAGAGUUGUUGAGUAAAGUGGUAGAUGAAAUAAAGAGAAACACUUUCGGGUUAGCUUGCAAACAGAGAAAUAAAAUCGAACGGUUGAGAAAGAUCAAGAAAUGGUGUAUUCAGAGACUGGAUGCGACUCCGGUUUUCACGAGGCGAAGGUCAAAGGUGGAUGCUGACGUGGCGUGGGAGAGGCUGGUGGCUGGACCAAGCACCGACGCUGUGUCACGGUUCCUACUCGACUUUACCAGUCCUCAACCGCUAGUGGAAGCAUUAACCGCGGUGGCUAGGGAGCGUGAGAUGUCGCGGUGCCUAGUGGUGUAAUAAUCGGCUAUAACCACAUAAAGAUAAGGUUGGAUCUUGGAAAUGUGGUUAAUAUAUGCCAAGUCAUUUUGGUAUUGAUGGUGUGGCAAUGGUCAGCGAUAUUCAAGACUGCGAUGAGUGGAGAAAUUUUUUAUAAAAUAAAGUUAUACCCAUGGCUAUAUAUCGUAUAUAGUAAGUAUUGGGAGAUACUGAAAUUUUGGCAUAACGAUUAUUCAGUAUUAUCUUCUACUUUUUUUUUUGAUGCAAUUGAGACUGUAAGUGGAAUGCUAUCAUUGGAAAUGAGACUUGCUCGCCUUGUUAACUAUUUGAUUUUAAUAACACAACGACUAAACUGAGUGGGGCUUAAAGUUGGAAAUUUUAUAUUCUUUACAUAGUGGAUACUUUAUACAACAUUUGUGUGAUUUCUUUAAAUGUAAAAUGUUUAACGCAGACACACGUACGCACAUAUGUAGCAAUAGUUCAUAAUAGUAUUAUCAACGAGCUGAUUAAUAAUGAACUAAUAUUCAGUUGCGAUACACAAUGGCAUUAUGAAAUACGAGAUUUACAGCCAAAAUAAUUGAUUAGAAGGGGGACAAAUAUUUCACAUAUAUAUUCAAGUUAAGAAAAUGAAACUGAGCUAUAAACGUUAACCACUCAAAACAAAUAAUAAUAAUAUGAUCUGUCGACUGAGCUAAAAAAACAACGAUAGAGAAGUCUGAUACUAGUAGUAGAUUCUUUUAACUUUUAAUUCUUUGGUAGCAAAUGAAAAAGGCCGUACAUGUAAGAAACAUUACCACACGCCUGAAGCCGUACAGAGAAGCCGUUGACAAUAAUGUAUGUUCUUAUUUCUAUUUUAAAGUGGAUCCCACAUAUCUAUCAUAGUAGAUUGUAAAUGCGGUCUUAAUUGGAGUCCAUCCGUUUCUUUUAUUAUUCUCUUUUGCCCGUGUGCAAUUGGCGUCUCUCUCUAGUCUCUAUGCGGCUGGCCGAGUGCUUAAUAUAUUUAUCAUCUACCGUUACUAGAUUUUUUGUGGGUCAAGUAACAUUUCUUAAGCAAAGUAUAUAUAUUUUCCUGAAACAGAAAUUAUCACUUAUCACUCCAUACACACACACACAAAAAAUUAAGAGAUAAGCUUUUUAAUAUAUAUAUAUAUAUAUAUAUAUAUAUAUAUAAAAUAUUAUAUGGUUUUUUACUUUGAGACAAUUAAGAAAUAAGUUUUUUUUAAAUAAAAAAUUAUAAGAGAUAAGGAACAAAG